This is a messenger RNA of Hevea brasiliensis (rubber tree), 449 nucleotides long. RefSeq names its product auxin-induced protein 15A-like. The coding region runs from base 62 to 337 and encodes 91 amino acids. The transcript has a single exon. Lineage: Eukaryota; Viridiplantae; Streptophyta; Magnoliopsida; Malpighiales; Euphorbiaceae. The record is from RefSeq and is a predicted model, not a curated record. Gene Ontology annotation, biological process: response to auxin.
UUUUUCUUUGAUUUCCGAAUUUCCAAAUUCAAACAAUCUAAUCUUGAUCAAGAAUUUGAUAAUGGGUAUUCGAUUGCCAAGUAUUGUGAAUGCUAAACAAUUUGUGAGGCGGAUUCUCCUAUCACAGGAAAGUUCUGCUGAUGUUCCUAAACGCCACUUUGCUGUCUAUGUUGGAGAAACUCAAAAGAAGAGAAUUCCAAUAUCGUACUUGAAGAAUCCUUCCUUUCAGAACCUGCUGAGUCAAGCUCAAGAAGAGUUUGGAUUCAAUCAUCCUAUGUGUGGUCUCACAAUCCCAUGCAGUAAACAAGUCUUCACUGAUCUCAUUUUCAGCUUGUAGACAUCUUCAGAGAUAAUAAAUUGAUUAUCAUACCCAUAGGACUAAUUUUCUCUAACUUAUUAACCUAUGUACCAUAUUUGGAUUGAGAAAUGAGAGUAAAUAUAUUCCAUUC